Messenger RNA from Cladocopium goreaui, 3939 nucleotides. NCBI's taxonomy places the organism in Eukaryota, Dinophyceae, Suessiales, Symbiodiniaceae. The record is from the annotation of a GenBank genome assembly.
AUGGGUUUUCUGCCUGGCCACAUGCUGAAGAUCAAGAAGCGUCUUAAAGAACACCUGGAAAAGAAAUCCUCCCCUGCUCUUGCUGAACAGGGCUGGAUGGAUCCUGGUACUGCCCGAGUGGUUUACACACCAUCUACGACCAGCCUUGCAGUCCCGAGUGGAGCUCAGGGCUUUGCUGCACCCCCAAGUGAGAUCAUUGAGGUAGUGAGCCAAAGCUGGCCAAAGGUGGAGGGUAAAGUGCUGGAGAUCGCAGAAUCAUUGUACAAAAACCUGUUUUCCCUGGCGCCGGACGCCCGGAAGCUCUUUCCGUUGUCGGUGAGAAAUCGCUACCGCGACUGGGCCAGUGGACUGGAUGAGGUGGAGGACGAUUUUGAGGCAUCCUCCGCGCUCCCAAUGAUUUGGUCUAAGGUCAUCCAUGCUGUGUUCAGUUCGAUUUCCGGGCUUCGAAAUCCAAGCAAAUUGGUAUUGGACCUCAAUGCGCUCGGGAUGAGACACGCUGGCUACAAUGUGAAAGAGGAAUUCUUUGCUUUUGUGGGACAAGCUCUCAUUAUGGCAUUGAGAACUCACGUGGAAGGUUUAACCUGUGAUGUGGAGCACGCGUGGCUGACAAUCUAUGAGUUCAUUGCGGAGGCGACCAGAGCUGGUUUCCGAUCGGUGCAGACGCAGCUGAAGACCCAGGUGAGACAGGAUACCCUGAGGCCCGCGCCGACCCUAUUGAGAUCCAGGAGGUCGCAAGCAGGCUUGGCAGAGAGCGACCUCAGUGCCCGGAAGAUGGCAUUCGACCGACUCGACCGACAUCGGGUUCCCUCCAAGAACGAGGGAGCGCAGGGAGCGCCCAAGGUCUCUCCGAAAGCCGUGGUUCAAACACAGAAGGCCCUUUGCUUGUUAGUGAUCCCACUGCUCCUUCCGGUGCGCUUGCCAGUGAGUCCAGAGCUUCUCCUUCGCCUGACACAUCCGCUGUACCGUGCUGCAGUUGAUCGAUCGCUGACAUUUGAUUCUGUUUUGGCAGAGUACAAGAAGUGUUACCUUGCAGACAGGGACGAAGCGGCUCUUUUUUCCUGUGGCGUGGAGAUCUUUCCCACAUCGGUCAUCGGGGAAUGUCCCCGGGUCACUGAGCGCAUGGUGCUGGUGCAAGCACUUCUUCCUCAGGAAGCUAUGUGUGUCCGUGCAGCGGAGCGGAUUGCCCAAGAACCUUCGUUUUGGGACACUGCUGCUACGGAAGGCGUGCUGAGCAAGGAAGCUUUUGUUGAGGCGGUGGGUGCUUUGCAGAUCCACGACUGCGACUCAGUAUCAGUUUGGAGCCUCAGCAUGGGCGAAGCACCGUCUGCUGACCGACAGAAAUUUGAUGAGCAUUUUUCCACGUAUGAGUGCAUUACGGAGACGAAACUCUUUGCGACCAGAGAGGCGGAUUCCCCGAUUCUUUGCAACAUCAUCGUUGGUGUUGCCGUUACUUUGCUUGGACCACCAGAGACUAUUGGCCACAGACUGCUUGGUCACGUGGCAACAUGUGAACACACAGGGUUUGUGACCUUGGCUCUUUCGGGCACUUUGUUGUUUCAGCGCAGCUUCGCGUUCCUCGAGCCUCUUCCUGCAGACCUUUCCGUUCAAGCCACUGAGGAGGAAGUACGUGGCGAGGACAAGAUAAUUGAUGAUGCUGUUGGCGUGACUGAAAGAGACGAAGAGAUGGAAGAUGCACCGUCUUCCACAAACAAACCGAAGGCAAGGAAAGCUUCUGGUUGCCCCAGGCUUGCCCAAGCGCGAAUUCAGCGUGUUCAGAAGGACAUUGAGAGGCUCCAGGGGACGACAGACCUGUGGAUCCCCAGGUCAAGUUUCGUUCGUGCUGUGAAAGAAUCUCUUGACAGUGUGCAGCAGGUGAAGGUUGCUAAAGGUGAGGAGGCCACGGCAUACAGGAUCAGCACAGAAGCUUUGAAGGUGCUUCAAGAGUGUGCUGAACACCAUGUGACUUCAGAAUUUAGCAAGCUCAGGCUUUUGGCUUCGCACCGCAAAGCGGUGACAAUCGAUGUGCGUGAUCACAAGAUGCUCAACCUCUUGCGGGGGUGGAGUCCCGCUUGGCUUCACUCACUGCUCUUGAAGGUGCGCGUUUUCCGGCAUGUGGAGGUGUCAACGCACCACAAGGAAAGCGUAGCCAGAGCCAAGAAGGCGGAGGCGCCAGGCACUCCACCAGCACGGACCCCAGGAUCUCCAAGUUGUCCGCGCAGCAGUGCGCGAAGUAGUACUGCUUCAUCUCCGGGUGAAGAUCUGGAUCGUCCAACAGACACAGCUCGGAGGUUUGAGAACUUGCUGGCUGGGGCGUAUGCCACCAUCUACCAUGAGAAGUCGAGCGCAGAUUUCCGUCUUUUGACGGACUAUGCCACAUUAUGUGGCGGUAGCCUUCCUGUUGGUCACACUUCUGAGCAGAUUUUUACAGAGUGCCGUGAUAUCAUUUGUAAAGAACUCCUGGCACAUUUUGUUUCCCAAGUCAGGCAAUCUCCAUAUUUUGCAGUGGCCAUUGACGAGAAAGACAGGUUUUUGAUCAUUGUACUUUCAUAUUUUCUGAAAGGCCAGAGGGUCACGAUCCCUGCGGCAUACCGAGAUUUGCAAGGGUUUGAAGCCCGAGACUUGUUUUCCCUGCUUACAUCAGUGCUGGAGUCUUGGGGCCUCGACAAGCAAUAUCUUGUAGGGCUCACAGCCGACGGAGCUUCCGUCAUGGGAACCAGAGUUGCUUUAGGAAACCGAGGUCAAAAUGUUGCCAAGCUCUUGUGUGAAUGGGCAGGGCACCCUUUGUUGAUUACUCAUUGCGCCCCUCACCGACUCCAGCUGUGUGUUGUAGCUUCAUGGACCGACCCAUAUUUGAAAGAUCUGGAAAAGAGAAUUAAAGCAUUGAUUAAAAAUGUUUCGGAGCACCCAGGCGCAACAAUCGAUUUAGUUUUUUGGUCUGACCUUGUUGAAGAAGAUGUCCUUCCUUCACUUUCCUCUUCGACUGCACGUUGGCUUUCCUUUUAUCAGCCAGUGAAGAAGUUGUUGAAGUGCUACUUGGGCGUGUUGUGUCACCUCAUGUACUGCUUCAAUUUCCACAGCUCACACGAGCAGAAGAAAACAAUCACAUGGCUCUUUCAGGGCCUGGCUACAUGGGAGGCUCACCUGACCCUGGCAGGCAUCGCGGAUAUUUUGGAGAUUUGUAUGUCUUACAAGAAUCAGCUUGAGCGUGCAUCUUCAUUCACCGGAGUCCAUGGCAUCCAGGAAGCUCUGAGAGCAGAACUCGAUGCCUUCUGCCGAAUCAAUUCAGUUUCAGCUAGGGCCAUGGCCGGUGACGAUGUCUUGCCAGGAGGUGGCAAAGAGGUCGAGCGCAUGUGUGAACGGUACCGCCGCGAAGGCCACCAAAAGCUUCACCUCCUGUAUACGGCAGCCGGCAACCUGGUAGAUGAAUGGGUAACACUCGAAGACAUUGAGAGUAACCAGGCUAUGAAGAAUAUUUUUAAACGGCUCCAAGAAUUCGCCACAAUCUGUUCAGACAAAGUGAUGGAAAGGUUUGCAGCCCGAUCUGAUGUGUGGAAGAACGCUCACAUCUUUCACCAAAAGUAUGAAUACAACCAAAAUUCGUUUCAAAAUGCACUUUGGGAAAUUGGCAGUGACCUCAAUAUUGAACAGGAGGAACUCAUCAAGGAAAUGCGCUCUGCGUUUGCAAUCCGGGAUGUUGUUUUGGCUAGAGAAAAGGUCGAUUCCGCCGAGUCUGUUUUGCAAGGUGUUCAAGAAAGGGCUGAUCUGCCUGAAGCUGAACGUCUCAUAUCAUCUUUCCUGUUGUCCCCCUCCCAAGCUGCAACAUGCGAAUGGGGAUUUAGCACUGUGGUCCGUCUCAAAGAACGGCUCCACGAUUGCUCCCCGUUGGUUCUAGAGCAAUACCUCCAGGUGGGGAUUUUGGAAAGCCUCUGCAAGAAAUGA